CAUAAUUUUUGGAGCAAACAUGGCUUCAGUUUCAUCUUUUUUCUUCUUCAUCUUCAAAAGCGUGCCUUUUGUGCUAUGUUUAGUCCCAGUUACUUCUGCUUUGUGCCAUGGUCAUGAGAGCUCUGCCUUGUUGCAACUCAAGGAAAGCUUUAUAAUUGAUGAGGGAGCUUCUUAUGGUCCUGCUUAUCCGAAAAUUUAUACUUGGAAGCAGCAAGGCGAUUGCUGCUCAUGGGAUGGUGUCACCUGCGAUGAGCGCAGUGGUCAUGUGAUUGGCCUUGAUCUCAGUAGCAGCUGUCUCUAUGGUUCCAUCAACUCUAGCAGCACCCUCUUCCAUCUUGUUCACCUCCGCGCCCUUAACCUCGCCAAUAACCAUUUUAAUCACUCGCCAAUUCCGUCAAGCUUAGCCUACCUUCCCAAGCUCAGCUAUCUCAAUCUCUCCGGCUCUUCCUUUUCUGGCCAAAUCCCAUCCAACAUUUCAGAAUUGUCUAAGUUGUCUUCUCUUGACUUGUCUCUAAAUGACGAAUUAACGCUCAAAACGCCGAAUUUUAGAAGUCUAGUUCAGAACUUGACCAGCCUAGAAGAACUGAACCUAAGUUGGGUGGAGAUAUCAUCCUCAGUUCCUGAGAUCUUAGCAAAUUUUUCUUCUUUAAAAUCUCUCAGUGUGAGAAAUUGUGGACUAAAUGGUGAAUUUCCUUCUGGGAUUUUUCGGCUGGCCAAUCUACAAGCUCUUCUUUUGUCAGUGAACUGGGAUCUCAGUGGUCAUUUUCCAGAAUUCAAUUCCAGUAGUCCUCUUCGAUCAAUACAGCUCUCGCACACAAGAUUUUCUGGAGAGCUGCCACCUUCCAUUGGAAACCUCGGUUACUUGGAUACAUUAAAUAUUUGGGAAUGCUACUUCCUCGGACAAAUUCCGGCUUCACUCGGAAACCUCACCCGACUUGAUUACUUGGACCUUUCAGACAACAAUUUCGAGAGUCAUAAUAUUUCUUCCCUGGCAUGGAUUGGUAAGGAAACCAAACUCACACUUUUGGGACUUUCCGAGAUUAGCUUAAAUGGUCAGCCACUCCCAGCAUAUUUUGCCAACCUAACCCAACUUGAUUCCUUUCUUCUAAGCGCUUGUCAAAUAACUGGUCCAAUCCCAUCUUGGCUUAUGAACAUGACCCAGCUAACUACAAUAGAACUUUCACGAAACAGUUUGCGAGGACCAAUUCAAGAUUCAAUCCUCCAACUAGAAAACCUUGAAAUUCUUAACCUUAGUGAAAAUAACUUGAGUGGCAUAGUAGAUUUCCGCAUGUUUCCUGAGCUCAAAAGGUUGCAGUCGCUGCUGUUGUCAAACAACCAACUCACGUUGCUAGCCAAGGCCAACAGAAACGCUACUCUUCAAAAAUUUCGGGUCUUGGGAUUUGCGUCUUGCCACCUAAGUCGCUUUCCCAGUUUCCUGCAUGGUCAAGAUAAGCUGCAGAUGCUAGACUUGUCCAACAACAAUAUUCAAGGUGAAGUACCCGAGUGGAUAUGGAACACAAGUAAAGAUACUUUGGAGUAUCUAGAUCUUUCUAACAAUCAUCUCAUAGGUUUCCAAACACAUCCAACCGUUUUUCCAUGGACUCGACUAACUUACCUUCAGUUGAGUUCUAACAUGUUGCGGGGAUCACUUCCAAUACCUCCACCAUCCACUGUAAUUUAUUCCAUCUCAAAUAACAAAUUGACAGGGGAAAUUUCGCCAUACAUUUGCAGUCUUAAUUCUGUUUAUGCCCUUGAUUUGUCUUACAACAACUUGAGUGGUAUGCUUCCUCCAUGUUUGGGCAACUUCAGUCCUACUCUUCAACUGCUAAAUCUAGCAGGAAACAACUUCAGCGGCAAGAUUCCACACACGCACACAAACGAAUGCAGCUUAAGGAUGAUAAUGCUUGAUUCCAAUCAGUUAGAGGGACAAGCACCCAGAUCAUUGAGCAAUUGCGCCAAUCUGGAGUUUCUAAGUUUUGAAAACAAUCGAAUCUUUUCCCCUCUUGGUUAG
This is a messenger RNA of Manihot esculenta (cassava), 2011 nucleotides long. Its product is annotated as receptor-like protein 7. The transcript has a single exon. Gene Ontology annotation, molecular function: protein binding. Bases 20 to 2011 code for a protein of 663 amino acids. The record is from RefSeq and is a predicted model, not a curated record. NCBI's taxonomy places the organism in Eukaryota, Viridiplantae, Streptophyta, Magnoliopsida, Malpighiales, Euphorbiaceae.